AUGAGUGAAGGCAAUGCACCGACGCUUCCCGCCAAUGGAGACAACUUUCAAGUAUCGAGUGGCGUCAGGACUGGACAAGAAAGGGGACGCUUUCCAGGUCAACACGCUGAUGUACUUCAUGGGAGAGGAUGCGGAGGACAUUUUGAAUGCUUCUCCAUUGACAUCGGAUCAGAAACGGAACUAUGCUGCGGUGAUAAAAAGUUUCAGAGAUUAUUUUGUUGGGAGACUGUCAUAUUCGAGCGUGCGCAGUUUAAUGUACGGAAACAGGAGCCUGGGAGCGGGCAGCAGUCUGUAACUGGAGUGGAAAGUGCAGAUGAUGGCAACAGUUAUUGGCAAAUAAGAGGAAAGCCCGAUCACCUUUGCCAGCGUGGGACAGCAAUUAAAUGUGGUCAAGCAAUACGCUUUACACACAUGAAGACUGGUCGCAACCUUCAUACACAUCACUUCAGCUCACCAUUGUCUAAUAAUCAGGAAGUCAGUGCAUUUGGGGAGAAUGGUGAGGGCGAUGACCUGGACGUUUGGACAGUGCAGUGUGAUGGCACAUACUGGGAGCGCAAUGAUGUUGUGCGAUUCAAACACAUGGGUACCAAUAUUUUCUUGAGUGUGACGGGGGAGCAGUAUGGUCACCCCAUACGUGGCCAACGGGAAGUACAUGGCAUGACCUCACCCAGCCAUCAUAACUGGUGGAGAGUAAUGGAGGGUGUCUUCAUCCAGCCAAGUCAGGAUCUACGACGUCACGAUGAACUCUGAAAUCUGAACUUGGUCAGAGUG
Nerophis lumbriciformis (worm pipefish) is the source of this 771-nucleotide messenger RNA. RefSeq names its product stromal cell-derived factor 2-like. The record is from RefSeq and is a predicted model, not a curated record. NCBI's taxonomy places the organism in Eukaryota, Metazoa, Chordata, Actinopteri, Syngnathiformes, Syngnathidae.